AUGGUCGAGCAGGCUCGCAAGCUGAGCAGUGACAACCCCAACAUUACGGUUAAGCAGGGCGGGGCAGAGGACCUUUCUUUCCUCGCCGCCAAUGCCGUCGACUGUGUGGUUGCCGGCCAAGCGGCGCACUGGUUCGACUACUCCAAGGUCUGGCCGGCACUUGCACGGGUCGUGAAGCGUGGCGGAACCUUGACUUUCUGGGGUUACAAGGACCUCAUCAUCGUUGGGCGACCGGAAACGACGCCCAUCUUUGACAAGUUCAUCUACGGCGAGACGGAGCCGGUGCCGGGCGUGGAGAGCAUGAUGCGUUUUUGGGAGCAACCCGGCCGGAACAUAUUGCGGGAUUCAUACCCGGAGGUGGUCCCUCCCCAGACGGAGUGGGAACAUGUGGUCCACAUUGCUUGGGAUCCCGAUCGUGUGACGGGUGAUAUUAGCGAUGCGCCGGAAGAGGCGACCUGGUUACGGCGGAGGCUCAAGUUGGGCGAGCUGGAGGGCUAUCUUCGCACGUACAGCGCGUUCAGUGGUUGGAGGAGCGCCCAUCCCGACAUGAAGAGUAGGGCGGACGGAGGAGACGGCGACAUUGUUGACUUGAUGUUUGACGAGGUUGUCGCUGCGGUACCGGAAUGGAAAGCGGCCGGGGAUCGACGGGCUGAAAUCGAGGUUGAUGCGAUUUGGGGAACCGUUCUGUUGAUGGCGAAGAGACGAUGA
Molecule: messenger RNA, 708 nt
Organism: Sordaria macrospora k-hell
Lineage: Eukaryota; Fungi; Ascomycota; Sordariomycetes; Sordariales; Sordariaceae
Molecular function (GO): S-adenosylmethionine-dependent methyltransferase activity
Source: RefSeq, a predicted model, not a curated record